Cryptococcus wingfieldii CBS 7118 is the source of this 2139-nucleotide messenger RNA. RefSeq lists its product as hypothetical. The record is from RefSeq and is a predicted model, not a curated record. Lineage: Eukaryota; Fungi; Basidiomycota; Tremellomycetes; Tremellales; Cryptococcaceae. Bases 1 to 2139 code for a protein of 712 amino acids. The transcript is spliced from 4 exons.
AUGUCAAAGCUCAGCAAGUUCUCGCAAGAGGAGAAACAGCGUGGCCUUAACACCAUGGUAGACUACGCCUCUUCGGCAAUUCAGAACAGAGCUCGAGCCCUGAUCGACGUCCAGAGGCGCAAGCGACAUAUUGACGAGACCACCGAUGCUCUCAGUCAGCUGGCAAGCAUCAAAUCGGCUGAUGGGACUCCUGUGGCUGAUCCCGAGACGGACUACAAAGUCUUGACGCUCGAUGAUGCCGAGUCACUCUUGCUCAUGGCUGGGAUAAGAAAGCCUGGUGAAGGACGCGGUGACGAGAGGAUCCCGCAUUACCACAACUGGGACGCCAACACCGCCAGUCAAUGGUCCAAACGUAUUCAUCAACUCUCUGAUAAUUUGGAAGCUCGAAGAAGCAUGUAUGUCAUGGGAAAUGACCAGUCUGGGAACACGAUCAAAGGGGCAAUCAGCGCGUUCGCAGAUGUCCUCCACGAAGUCUCUGUCGUCAACGAUCAUGAACAUGACUUUAAAUUCAAGGAAGCUUUGGGCUUUGGAAGAGCGCGACAUAUGGCAGACGGAUUGAGAAGCCAUCUCGUCAUGGAGACAACACUCCCAAAGAUUGCCAACCAGAUACAUUCAUACUUGAGUCAAGCGCACAGUGCCAAUCCCGAGACGCUUCCGUCUGCCAGGAGCAAAAAGCAGAAACUCUGGGAUCAGUCUCUUUCGGAAGCUGAGUCAUCUAUCGCGUACAUGGGAUCGACAGGCUGGCAAGUGGACCCAGAUGACAAGGCGCAGCUCGAACAAGCAGUAGAACGAUCACAUACACUAUUGCCCAAAAAGUCGGAGAAAGCGGUUCAAAAGAUCGAAGCGGCCUUCCUUCUCGAUGAUUAUUCGGGAUACUACGACAACACCACUUUCAACGAGACGAGAAUCGGCGAUUUGGAAGAACAUCUCGAACACAAACUCGCGGAGGUUGCCCAUCAGAAGUUUGUGCUGGAUGACGGAUGGAAAAAGAUAACUGGUUUUCCGGUGGACUAUGUGCAAAUCGAGCAGGAGAUGAAUGAGGAGGCGGAGGCGGAGGCGGUACAGGGGAGCCAGCAGUCAGUGGCAACACUAUCGGGCUAUGGGAUUCCUCAGGAUAUACUCUUCCAGCCUAGAGCCCUCGAAUUCACAGAGCAAAAGCUUCAAAGGCUACAGGACACUUUCGAGUACUCCUCAGACAUCAGCGCAUAUCGUCCUUCGGCCGCGCAAUCCCAUGUCAAAAAUAUAAUUACACUCAAGAGCGACGCCGUGUCGCAGCUAGAUGCGUUCCUGAAAGCAAAGGCCGACCAAGUCGACAGCAAAGACGUUCCAAGGUCGCAAUUGUUGGACCUUUACGAGAGCAAAAAGAGAAGCCUGACAGGAGAUCGAGAGAGUAGACUGAAGAGUGCUCGAAUGACGACUGCACUAUCUCGCUAUACCGAUAUAGAGAGGAAAUGGGAGAAUCUUACUAAAAGUGCAGCUGAUCGUAUUCUGCAGAAAGUGGCAGAUGCCAGAGACCGCCUCGAACAGAUCAGCCAGGAGACUCAAGACAUACAAGAUCAAUCAAGAUAUUGCAGAGCACAGUCCGAUUUUGCAACUAUCAACGCUUUGAUCAAUGAGUCCUUCCAGCCAGCGUUCGACAGUAAAGCCUCCAAAAAGUCUUGGCUGAAUGAGAUUCAGAAGGACAGGACACAUGCGAAGAGCUCUCUCGAAAAGUCUUGGAGGCUCCCUAGAGCUGCUAGUGAACCAUCCCUAGCGACGGUCAAGGAAGGCGUUCAGACCUUGAUGAUUGAUGAGUCGCUAGAGAUUAUCGAGCCCUCUCUUAGUUUGGGCAAAGAAGCGGAGCAAGAAACAGCUACAGCACGCCCGUGGAAGUCCAGGUUCAACUGGGCAGAUGAAGUUGAGGGAGACGCUGAUACCACGUUUGACGAAGAAUUAAAGGAAUGGCUGGCAGCAGAAGCACAGAGAAACGGCCGAGAAACUGCUGCUGUCGCUUCUACCCCUGCGUCAGAGCUGCAUGAGGCGGAGCCAGCCACCAGCAAUGUCUCGGCGCCAGUAGUCACCACCAACCGAUGGAUGAGGUCGGAUGGCAAAAGCGCUGCUCAGUAUCUAUACGAGAUGUCCCGAGCAAGCAGACGCUGA